UCCCCACCUUUUUCAUAUGAUUCAAGCGGCCGCCUCAAACAUCAACAGUCGUCAUGAAAACAUUCAAAAUAGUCAUCAAGAUACCGGUACAGGCCAAUAACUGAUUAUUGACUUUACUACUUAACAGUCAGUGAAGCUGAAGGCGUCUCGAGUAUGUCUCAGUAACUUGGUUAUCAGUUGGACCUUUACCCUUGGAAUGGAGUAUUACAACACCAGAUUAAGAUCCACUUCUGUUUGAACGUUAAAUUCAUUUCUGCGCAUUAAUUAGAUGAAAAACUUCUUGGUAUGUUUCACUAACUAUAGAUAACGAAGGAAGAAAAUCUACUAACUGUAUUUUUUGAUGGAUUUAUAAAUUUAAUGCAGAGUAAGAUGGAGAAAUGUUGUUUUGAGUGGAAGAAGGAACUAUAUUAGUAAUAUGUUGUUAAGGCAAUCAACUUGUUAAUCAUUAUUUCGUUAAGUGAUUAAGAGGGCAAAAGUCAAGAUGACACAGUGGAAAGAAAAUUUGCAAAAUAUUCAUGCCACAGAUGCCAAAGAAUUUCUUCUCGGAGGGACGUCAACAAUGGAUCAGGUCUUUCUGUCGCACCAGUGUCCUCAUACAGAGGCGACAGAUUUCACAAUAGAUGUUUGCAACAACAAACUUGAAAAAGUUUCAUCACCGACCAUAUCGUCGCCGCGGGAGACAUUCGAUUUUAGCACUGACAACAAGAAAACGAAUUGUUAUCAAGUGACGUUAUCAUCAGUUGUGUUAAUAGCUUUAACGUGCUUUCUGUUACUAGUGUGUCGUGACUACAUUAAAGAUCUGCUAGUAUGGAUGGAAAACAUUGACCUUACGGUCAGCCUUUUGAUAUUUGUAGUUCUUUACACAGUAGUUUCAUACCCAAUGGCAUGGGGCGUAAUUCUACUGAUGAUAGCGUGUGGAUAUUUAUAUGGAAUAAUUUACGGACCUAUAGUUGUCGAAGUAUGUAGCGCUGUAGGAGUAGCUAUCGCUCAUGUGACGAUGAAAAGAUUUUGCCGUAGUUUUAUAAUUAAGAGAUUUUAUAACGACAAUAUGACAGCUGUGAUAUCUGUUGUGGGUGGAAAACAUGGUUUUAAAGUAGUAGCAUUAACUAGAUUGACACCUUUGCCAUUUGGCCUUCAAAAUAGCUUAUUUUCAUUAACUGAUAUACCAUUGUUGUCGUAUGUGUCUGCCUCCACAUUAGGGAUGUUGCCAACAGCGGUGCUCAACUGUUACAUGGGGACGACUUUACGUUCCAUGAAUGAUAUACUCACAGAUGAAACUAACCAAACUACAGGGUGGAUAGUCUUAACAGUUCAGAUUCUUUUUACUAUAGCUUUGAUGUAUUUUGUGGUGCGUAAAGCUCGCGUAGAGCUCAAGAAAACAGUCGAGGAUACAGACGAUCCCUCGAGACAAUCACCUGUUCCAGAGGUUGUUGUACAUGAAGAUGCUCAAAAGUAUAAAACCGAGAUUUGUAAAACAAAUGGAUUUGUCCAUAAUGAUAGAAGUAGAAAGAAAAGCGGAAAUUAACAUUGCAUUUUUCCGUCAGUUUUAAGUUAGUUUACUUUUCAGUGAAUUUUCACAAGUGUCAAAAUUUUGUUUCAUUUUGGAUGUUUUGAUUUUAAGAUGUUAAGUCAAAUGUUUUUAGCUUUGUGAGAUUUACUAUUUUUAUCUGGACUUCUUUCUUGUUCAGGGGUGGGGAGGGUGAACUUAUUUUUGUCUUUCUUUGAAAUUGUAAGAAGAAUCGUUCCAGCCCAGAAUCUGCAAACAGCAAGAAACCCCAAAUGUAUUUUUAUAAAUUUGAGCUAAUGAACAAAGUAGCUAGCUAUGAAAAUUCAAUCAAAAUCAUAGAAUAUGAUAUUAAAUUUGAAUUGGAGUGACAGUGCAUAAUGAAUAUGCAACGUCACUGCAUGAAAAGUUUUGCAGAAUCAUGAUCUAUAAUUGAAGUAGUGUUUGAACUGGAAUCAGUUAACUGGUGUAUUUAUACAGUCCAUGUUGUUAAGUUAAUUUCAGUUUUUGAAGUUCAUUUUUUCAAACCAGGUUUAGGUAACAUGAAGCUAUUAAAUUACAGCUCCUGUAGCUAGCCCUGAACUGAGGGCAAUUUUUUGCAGAGUCAGUGCAUAAUUUGCGCUUUCACCUGCAUUGUGUCAAAGUUUAGAAAUUUGAAUUAUAGAAUGUUAGUCAUGCGUACAAAUCUGCAAUAGCAUAUUGUGUUCCAGUAGAUGUAGAACAUAACUUUAUUGCCUGCCCAUCACUUUAGCUGAGACAAUCAUGUAUGGUAACCUAGAAAAGUAACGGAGGUUACAUAAUGUAUGUGUGGUUGAAAGCAGAAUUUAGAGUGCUUAGUUUACAAAAUUAAGCAGUGAAAGUGGUCAGUUUAUAUAUCAUCUUCAUUCCCACCAAAAUGAUCAAUUCUAGAUCAAUUCUAGUGUUCAGUUUCAUAUUUUUUUUGUAAUUGAGAAAUACUCUAAUACUGGGUUAAUAUAAUCUUGGAAGGAUAAGGUCCACAGAAAACAUAAUCUAGGAAGGAUAAGGUCCACAUAAAACAUAAUCUAGGAAGGAUAAGGUCCACAGAAAACAUAAUCUUGGAAGGAUAAGGUCCACAGAAAACAUAAUAUUUGUAAGAUUACAUCAACUAAAACAUGUCUUUAGUAAGACUAGAUCUAUGGAAAACAUAAUCUUGUUAAGAUUAGGUCUGCGGAAAAAUAAUCUUGGAAGGAUCAACUUCAUGGAAAACAUAGUAUUUAUAAGAUUACAUCCACUAAACAUGUCUUUGGUAAGAUUAGGUCCGUUGAGAACAACCGUAAUUUUGGAAGAAUAAGGUCCAUGGCAAUUGGUAAGAUCAGGUCUGUGGAAAAUAUAAUCUUGGAAGGAUUAGAUCCACUGACAGUUUAAUCUUAGUAAGAUUAGGUCCAUGAAAAACAUAAUCUUGGAAGGAUUAGGUCCAUGGGAAACAUACUUUUGUUAAAAUUAGGCCCACAGAAAAUUUAAUUUUUGUAAGAAUAUGUGCAAAAAAAACCCCAACCUAACUGCAUGAGCAUUUGGUACAUUAUCUCAAUUUUAUAAAUUUGUUUGUGGAGCACUCAGACACAUUCACUGGCUUUAAUAUUGAUUUAAAGUAGUCCUUAUCCAUAAAAUGUCCAUAUUUAGAGAGGAAUGUUUGUAUAAGUUUGAAGUAAAUGAUGCUUUGUCAGCACGUUUCCCUUGGUAAUAGAAAAUUUGUCUCAAUAUUUUGCUCAUUUGGCAAUAAUGCCAAAUGAAAUUUGAUAUUUUGCCUGCAAGAAAUAUCAGAAUUAAAUUGAUUUCCAUAGAAAUGCCACAGUUAGAGAAUUAAACAGUUGAAGAGAUGUGUAGUGAAGCAAAUAUUGUCAAAGGAAAAGUUAAAAAAAAAAAGAAUUAUUGUAGAUGGCCAAAACACAAAUGGUGAAGAUUUUUAUUUUGUUUAAGUGACAUUGCAUUACCUACUUCAGUCUGUCAUUAGUUGAACUGAAAAGUUGAAACAGUUGUACUUUAGUAAAGAAUUGACAUGUUAAAUGAGCCCAUUCGUUUUAUAUUCAAAAUUUGAAAUCCAUAAUUAUUUAUUUCCCCAUGUAAAAUAGCCGUUUUUGGCCAAAAUAAAAAAUUUAAUAAUUUCUUAGUUUUGCAUCAACUUCUGUCAUUAAUGUUUUCAUUUUAAUAUUAUUUACUGCAUUUGUAAUUGAAAUGAUAGUGACAGAUUGUUUGCAUUAAUUUUUUUAUGUUGAAAGUUAUACAUUGUGAACGGAAGUCAGCAAUAAAAUUGAUUAUUUGAUGAAGCUUAAGGCCAAGUAUUCAUGCUGACAUACUUGAAAUGCAAAUUUUUCAUUUUACUGUCGUUUACUAUAGAAUGGAUAAUAUAUGCAUUGGUUUUCUUUUUGCAAAGUGCAUAUUCUUAACAGUAUAAAUAUUGAGGUAUCUCAAGUGACAAAAUGUAAGUGACACAAAACUCCCCAAUUUAUUGUAUUUUGAUUAUUAUGUACAAUGCUUUCAUUAGCUCAACUUUUCGAAGAAUAAUGAGAGCUGUUCAACUCACCUGGGCAUCAGCAUCACACCUUGGCUAAAGUUUUGGGUUCUAGUUCAUGUCUCGGUAAUCAUUGCAUGUAUAUGAUUGAAACUUUACACAAUGCUUCCUAGUCAUCAAAAGUACUGUUGUAACCAAGUUAGAUAACUCUUUCUUGAAUUUCAUUGAAAUUAUGGCCUUUUUCAACUAAGAAAAAUCAAUUAAAGUAUUUGAUGCAACCAACUUUGCAAGCUGUAUCUCUGUAACGACUAAAUGUAUUGGAGUCGAACUUCACACAAUGCUUUCUAGUCAUCAGACCUUCUGAAAUAACCAAGUCAGGUAACUCUUAGCUGUAUUUAAUUCAAAGUAUUGCCCUUUUUCAGCAUAGAAAUUUUUGUUCUGCUUUCAAGUUGUUACUGUUGCCAUAAUGAAAUUUUAUUUUUUUUUAUAAAUUAUAGUUGAAUAACUCAGUUACAUAUAUCUUGCCAAGUUAAGGCCCUUGUCCAACUUAGAAGCUGUUGAAUAGUUGAGCUUCUGGUCUUCUGGACAGCUCUUGUUGUCAGUCACAUAUAUCUGCAGUGCCAGAAAAUUGUUGUAUUCAGCAGCAUUAUCUGAAACUGUAUAACGAGCUUCAAAGUGCAGUUUUAACAAUAUGAAUGUAGCACUAUGAAAUACAUGUAACAAAAUAGAAGUGAUGUGAAAAAUAUCCAGUCUACAGUAAUUUGCAUAUUCAUUAGACUGCGACUUCAUUUCAUUUAGAAAACAAGUUAAAAUGUAGGAUAAUAAUGAUAUAAUUGUUUUCCUUACCUGUUAUUUUGGUUGUAGGUUUGUCAGCUUAAGAAAGAAAAGAUGCGGUGUUAUGAAAUACUCAGUAUUCACCUCAUGGGAAUGGUAUUAUAUGCCAUACUAAGUUGAUCAGUUGUUCUACAGAUUUUUGUAAAAAUAAGAACUUGUCUGCCAUUCUUAUUCGAAAGAAACAAAAUAAUACAUGAAAUUAUAUUAUUUGGAUUGAAGUUUGACAUAAUAUUAUGUAUUAAUGUAUGUACUUAAUUAAGGGGAUAAAUCUUAUAAAAACAAAACAAAAACAGAAGACAGAAAGAGUACUUUUGUUUAUUGUGAAUCUUAUUACAGAUUAAUCUUUGAGGGUGAGUGAAGUUUUCAUUUAUUUCAAGGAAGAGUUCACAGAAUCAAAUCAAAAAGAAAUUAAAGUAAGUUAAAUUUUUAAAGCUAAAUUUGAAAUCUAUGACUAUCUGUACGAAUGAAAUAGCUGUUUUUGGCCAAAAAUCUAGAAACUUAAUGUGUACAAUUAAGUUAACAGAUUGUACAGUAUAUGAAAGCAAAGUUAAGCAGGAAGGGAGGAAAUGAAUAAAAACAACUUAUUCAUAUAAGAAUCACAGGAUUUUAGUCAGGUUUUCACAAGAGAUGAUAAUUCCCUAACUACUGUUAACCCUAAUUUUUGUGGGGGACUAAUUUUAGUGGAUUUACUGGUUGCAUCAUUCCAGAAAAUUAGAUAAUGAACAAGAAAAUUCCUUUCUUUUUAUCUUGAUUAAAUGGAAAUCCCUAAAUUCAUAUCCCAAUGAAUUUGCUGUUUUGGGCAAAAGCACAUUUAUUUACCCUCUAAAGAAAGUGGUUUCACAGUACUAAUCUGAGAAAAAAAAACAGAAUAAAAAAGUAGAAUAUUUGAUCAAUUUGGUUUGGCCUACAGUAGUUUAACACAAUUUGUAUGCUCUGCUUCUGCACACAUUGAAAUAACAGCUUAUAACUUGGCUUUAAAGACCUAAUUACUGAUGUUUAUUUCGUUAUAGUGACUUCACUAUGUAAAUGAAUCAUUAUUUAUAUAUAUUUUAGCAUACAUUAAUGUUACAUAUUUUAGAACACAUUUAUGUAUAUGAGACAGCAUGCAUGAAUUUUGAAUCGUACAUUUGAACAUACUCUACCAACUGUGAUAAAUACUCUGUGAAAUCCUGUCUGUAUUGUGUCUGACUCGUGAUGUUUCGUGUUGGUUUUCCUGUUGAAACUGAUGAUUUAUAAUGUAUGAACAAGAUUUGAAUGACUGUUAUGCUGUUUAAAGAGUAAUUUUAAAGCGAUAUUUUUAUUGAUUGAAGAAAUAUAGAAGAUGAAUUAUAACAUUUAUAUCUUGACUUUCUUUAAAGCUUCUUUCCUUUGUCAAUAUAACUAAAGAAAUAUUCAGAUUUUUGUGUUAGUGCAUGUCUUUUAUUCAGUUCCAUUUUUUAUAAACCAUGGGUAAAAAUCAUAUGAAAAAAAUUCUUCAUUUUUUUUCGUAUGUUUUAUAUUUCUUGAGCAAAUUUGCUAACUUUUAUAAUGCUGUCUUUUAAAAAAAACAAUGUUUUAUAUAAAACUAUGAACCUUGUUAUUUUUUUCAAAUGAACUCGCAUUUCGUUUGAAUAGUAUUUCAUGUGUUUUUCAUCACCACCAGUAAUUUUACAGUGUUCUUUGAAUUUGGGGUCUCGUCUUUAAAACGAUCUCUCUUUUAGGGGAGUAGUAACAGUAGUUCUAGCUUUAUAACUUGGGGGGAAAAUUGCUCCAUUCCUAUUCUAUGAUAAUUUUACAGUGUUUGUUCGAUGGUGCUUUAUAUUUUAUUUCUGAGAAAGAAUGUACCAUAUAUUAAAUAAGGUGUGAAAGAUGCAACAAAAAAAAAUUGGUUUUGUUUGAAAUAAGUAUAUUUUGUUGGGAUAAAUUGAACAUAUGAGCUGCGCCAUGAGAAAAUCAACAUAGUGGGUUUGCGACCAGCAUGGAUCCAGACCAGCCUGCGCAGUCUGGUCAGGCUCCAUGCUGUUCGCUUUUAAAGCCUAUUGGAAUUGAAGAAACUGUUAGCGAACAGCAUGGAUCCUGACCAGACUGCGCGGAUGCGCAGGCUGGUCUGGAUCCAUGCUGGUCGCAUACCUACUAUGUUGGUUUUCCCGUGGCAUGGCUCAUAUAUGUAAGUAGAAUACUAGAAUAUUUGUAAGGGCUGAGUAUUCUUAUAAUGCUUGCCAUUUUAAUACUUUCAUCAUUUUUGUAACAUCUUAAUUUUAGUGAGAAUAGAAUUUGUAUACCAAAAUCUGUAUUUAUCAAUGUUUAAUGUCACAAAUUUAAUGUUAGCAUUGCAGAAAAAAUUUACAUGUCUGAUGGCGUAUUGAUUUAGUAGAUUUUUAAAGAAAAUUAUGAUACUGAAUCUACCAUAUUGAUAAAUUUUUAAUGGAAUUUUUGAAAGUAGCAUAAAGUACAGUCUAGCACUUGUAACAGAAACAUUUUACAUUCCAGUACUAGAAUUUUAGAAUUUUGAUGAGGAUGGAUGUAUAAAAGGCUAUGCAUGUCUGAGUUUCAUAAUAGAUUUGUUUACAAGCUUCUAGUCUUUUGUACUAAUCAUUUAGGAAAACAUGUCAUGUUAGCUUUUUGAUAUAAACACAUUUAUUAUCUGAUAAUUCGUAUAGCUCUCAGGCAAUGAUGUGUCAGUAAAAAAUAGCAGUAUUUUUUCUUGUUAUUGGUUCACUCCUUUAUACCGUAAUAAAGUAGUUCAUAUUGACCUGACAUGUUGUCCUGAAUGAUUAGUAUUUAUGGUAUUCAGGUCAUAGGUGUUUUGAACUAAUUGCUUUUCAAAUUGACCUCUUUUUUGAGGUGAUGAAUUGUACCUUAAAGAUAUAUUAUGCCCAAAUUUCAUAUUUGAAAAUACCAACAAUUACUAAAGGGUUUCUAUGUAAAUAUAGCAUUUACAUGUUUGUGUGUUUAAACAGUGUAAUUGUAUUUUAGGUUUAAAAUACUACAAACAUAUAAGUUAACACAGUAUGAAUGUGUAAUGCCAAGAAGAAACUGGAUUUUUUUUUCCAAAAAAAAAGUUAGUUGAUCUCUCCAAAUUAAAUACAUUUCACAAGGAUUUUGUAGAUUUUAAACUAUAUCCGUUAGUAUGAAAAUUCAACAAAAUAUGGGCAUAAUGUAUUCUUUAAGUAGGGUAAAUGUCAUGAUAUCAUAUCUAAGAUCAAAUCAAUAUAGGCAUCUUCUCUGCUUCUCUUCCAAGUACAGUAAAAUCAGAAAUUUUGAGAGGAAUAUUUUGUUUACUUUAUUUUCUAACUGACUUUAUUCUGUAAAUAAGAUACUGUCUAAGUUGUUGUUACUACUUCAAGUUUUAAUUAGCCAUGUUCUUUACACAAGUUGGCCAUAUAUAGUGGAUAUUCUACCUUGCAAACUAAUCAGAAUUUAAAAAUAUUGAACUUUAGCCUCACGACAAUAUGUGAUUUAUGGUAUAAAACUACAGAGAGCGCCUUGAUCAGUAUGUACAGCAGGAGACUAUGAAUAGAGAAGUUUGAUACACGUGCAAGGUGUUUGCUCACAGAAGACGACAAGCCCACCCGCUUAGCUCAGUAGGUAGAGCGUUGGUCUACAGAUCACAGGGUCAUGGGUUCGAUCCUCGGGCAGGGCGUAUGUUCUCUGUGACUAUUUGAUAAAUGACAUUAUGUUUGAAAUCAUUAGCUCUCCACCUCUGAUUCGUGUGGGGAAGUUGGCAGUUACUUGCGGAGAACUGGUACAAAAUCAAGGAACACUGGUUAGGUUAAAUGCCCGCCGUUACAUGACUGAAAUACUGUUGAAAACAGUGUUAAACCCAAAACAAACAAACAAACUGAAGACUACAUGUUCUUCACCCCUGUCGCAGUUGAGGAAGUUGUAAGUUAUUGGAAGAGAAAAAAGCAGUAAUGGUCCACAAACACAGGUUAUUUCAACCAACUGUUUUGCUGUUAUUUAACUGAAAUAGAUUCAAAACAGAAUGGAAAACUGCCCUAACUCUAUGAAUUUAAAGAAAUAUUUAAGUUUGUUUUUCAUUGCUGAGGUCAAGGUUGGAGAAUUCCAAGUUUUUUCAAGUUCAAGUUGUUUAUAUUCUUAAGAAUGUUGAUUUUUUUUCCCAAAUUUUUGUAUUUUUACUACUUUUAAUAUACAUGUACAUAUAAUCUUAUUUUUUAUUUGUUACAAGUUUAAAGUUCUUAUUUUCUUUUAAACUUGUUUAAAGUGAUACAAAACUUUAAAAUGUGCUUAAAUAUUUUUUCUUAUAAAGUCCUCAAGAUUAAGAAGUAAUGUUGGUUAUAUCCCUUAGAGCUGUGACUUGUGUUUAAAGGCAUUAGUACAACCUACAUUUUUCAAACAGCAUAGUAGAAAGCAUGCAAAGAUCCCACCUUUUACAGCCAAGCAGACUUGAAUUCCAGGUAAAUAAAUGGCACCAUAAUUUUGAUAAGCGGUAUUACAUGAGUAAAUAUAUAAAUUUCUGGUCUAUAUUUUCUGCUAUAUGACGGGUCUGUUUACUGGGUUAAUAAGGAAAAAAAAUAGCAGUGAAAAUGUAAAAUUUCUGUUGUCAUGUAAAAAAAAAUUACUGAAUAUCUUGCCAGCCAGUAAUCAAGACUAUAUCAUUCGAACACAGUCGGAGAUAAUGAAUUGCUCAUUUGGCAUAUUGUAUCAUUGUUUAUACAGAAGGAAUGAUAGUCCUUAGAAACGUUUGUAGUUGUCAAACCUUGAAAUUGGCAUGCAAAUUAUUAUGAAGAAAGCAUGUUAAAUUCCUACAGAAGGAUUUCAGUAGGUUGUAAGAAUGCCUUUAAAUACUUUGUCGAGGAAAACACUGAGAGUUAAAUGCUUUAUUAUUAAUACUGUUGUUUAUGAAAUCUGUAUUAUUUGUCAUUAUUUCAUAUAUCUUGUAUGAACAUUCCAGAGGCAUUAACCUAUAAAUUCAUCAAUUUUCCAGGAAAACUGACCUUUAUUGGCAAAGUUUUCGAAGUCCACACAUUAUUCUUGUGUAAGAAGUUUCACUGGAAUACAAAUUUGUUGCUGUGUCUGUUUCAAGGAUUGGUUGUUCAUUUCUCAUUAUUCAUAAUCGUUUUAUUUAUUUUUAUGCCCCCGGCAUCUAUGGUGUGGGAGGCAUAUAGUGAUUGUCCUGUUCGUCUGUCCGUCCGUCCGUAUGAGGUUAACCAAAUGGGACCGUUUUGUCUAGCAUCAAUACCCCUUACUAGAAUGACUUGAUACUAAUGCAGAUGUAACCUGUGACCAUUCCUCAUCUUCAAAUAUCACCUGACCUCAGUUUGACCUUGACCUCGUUUUAGACUUUGGUUGCUUUGUAUCGGCAAGGAUGCCACCGGGGGCAUCAAGCGUUUAUUGAACGCAGCUUCUUGUUCUCAUAAAUUAUUGAUGAAGAUAGUGUUUUAUGGAGAAUGACUUUGAUUGGAAUGUUAUGCUUUUGUAUGCUACUUUAUGUUGUUUACUAGAACAAACAAAAGGAUGGUAUUUGUGUAAAUUUUGUUUCACAUUCAUCGGAUCUUUACAUUGUAACAUUUUAACUCUACCCUAUUUAUUAUGUUUGAAAUUUGCCACAAAGUACAUUUGUGGUGCUAGCAUGUUUAAAUUUUAUGUACAUUCAUCCAGUGAUUCAGCAAAGUAUGACUGGUUUCUUGUACUGAGUAUGUUGAAUGUGUUGGUUUUCAAGAUUUUCUUAGGUCUGAGUUAGGGUGACAUUACAACAGUUUGUAUUGCCUUAUCAUAACUAUAAAAUUGAAACAUUCAGAGACCAGCAAAAUAACACAGUAGAUAAAAUCAGGAACCAAGACCUAGUGAUGAUAUAUAGUGAUGUAUGUUAACUUUUAUGCCUCCGAAGGUGGGCAUAUUAAAAUCUCACAGUCUGUCUGUGUGGUUGUGUGUGUGUGUAAAUUCUUGUCCAGCCUGUAACUCUGCCAUCCAUAAAGUGAUCUUGAAAUAACUUGGCAUAAAUGUUCAUCAUAAUGAGAACGUGUCAUGCGAAAGACCCAGACCCCUAGCUCCAUGGUGAAGGUCACAGAGGUCAAAGGUUAACAGGGUCUGUUUCGUGUCCAGUCCAUAACUCUGCCAUCAUUGAAGGGAUUUUAAAAUAACUUGGCAUAAAUGUUUACCAUAAUGAGACGACGUGUCAUGCCCAAGACCCAGACCCCUACCUCCAAGGUCAAGGUCACACUUGGAGGUUAAAGGUUAACAUGGUCUGUUUCUUGUCCAGUCCAUAACUCUGCCAUUGAUGAAGGGAUUUUAAAAUUACAUGGCAUAAAUGUUCCCUAUAUUGAGAUGACAUGUCAUGCACAAGACCCAGACCCCUAGCUCCAAGGUCAAGGUCACACUUAGAAGUGUUUCUUGUCUGGUCAGUAACUCUGCCAUUUAUCAAUGGAUUUGAAAAUAACUUGACACAAAUGUUAACCAUAUUGAGAAGGUUUGUCACUCUUAUGACCCGGGUCUCUUGGGUCAAGGUCAAGGUCACUAAAUGAUGUGUUUUUUUUGCGCAGACAACUGUAGCAUUCUUGGGCAUGCUUCGGGGGCAUAUGUCGCCAAUAGUGACAGCUCUUGUUUGUUUUUAGUGUGUUCUUGUGUAGAAUUUGUAUUAAUGUAUUUUAAUGUUUAUGCCAGUUUAUAGAUAGUUUUAAAGCAAGAUCAGUAUUGUUAGUGUGUUUCUAUUUUCCAAGAAAUUACAUAAUUUGAAUAAGCCAUUAUUGUCUUUGAAGGCUGUUUACCCUUUAACCUGCUGGCGGCAAGUGAUUCUGCCUUUGGGACCAGUACAGACAAAGAUGGUCUGCACUGUUCGCAUUCAGUCAGUAAAUUUUCAGUGAACACCACUUUGAAUAAUAAAUGGUACGGCCCAGAUUGAAUGAUGGACCAGUCCAUUUUUAGAUAUUUAGCAGGCUAAGGGUUAAUAAGUCAGACUUGCAUGGUCUUAUCUUGUUUCCAGCAUUGUUUUAUUUUAUUUCAAGAAGAGAUUUUAAUGUUUUAGUAGACAUUUGUUUUAUUAACUACUAUAUAUUUAUGUAGUGUACAUGUAUCUACUGAAAAUGGCCAAAAAUGUAACUUAAUCACUUGCUUCAUGUAAAAUUGCAUGUUUUAAACUUCAAGUUUAGUGUUUUUCACACGCAUUUUGAAUGUGUGUGACUAAUAUGUGUGAAAAUUGUAAUGUUCUGAAUUUAGAUAUUGAAAUAUAGAGUGAAAUUCUACAUACUAUACCAGUACAAGUAUGAAAUUUCAGUCUUUCUGUUGUCAUGUUGAAAUGAUAGUUAUGAUAAUAUUUUACCCUUAUUUGUUUUCUGAUGCAGUGUUCAUUUUAUUUAGUAAAAAUUUAGUUCUAGAAUACUAAUAUAGAGAAUAAUACUUUAGUUAUGCUCUAACAGUAGACACUGUUUCACAUUUUUGGAUAGAUAGAUGGUUACGAUUUUAUCACAGCAUAUUUUAUACCAUACAUGUAUUUCACCAGGUGUAGAGGUUUUUUAAAGUAUUUGUUUAUGUGUGCAUAAGUAGAACAUUGUUAAACUAAUAUAUACUGGUAUUUUCUCUUCAGUGUUGGGACUCCCUUAGUAUUGGGACACUAUUAAAAUCUGCAAAAAUAAUUAUUUUUCUCAUACCUAACAUUUGGGACAGAAAAAUUCUUAGAUAUGUUUCUGUUUCUAUAGUUUGGGACAAUAUGUAAAAGCAAUUUUUUUACCAAAAGCAAUUAUCUUACCAACCAGAAAAAAGUGAGAAAAUUGGGGGAAAGUGCCAGUAGAACUUUCUUCUUGGUAACAGAAUAUAUCCACAGAGUUUCAACAAGGUAGCACUUAAAGAAGUUUGCACACUUGAGUUAAACAUACAUGAAUUCAAAAUGGAUAUAAGUAAACUUGAUGCCCUUACAACUGAUUUUCAUUCAAGUAAUUCUAAGUGUGAAUGACGAUUUGUCAGCCAAUUCAUAAAAAAACUGUUUUAGAUUAAAAACUUUGUUUGAAAACAGUGUUUUCAAAAAAUUUAAUUAAAUGUUGUAUUUUAAAUUGAAUCAUUGAAUAAAUAAUUUGCUUUUAAACUUAUAAUGGCAGCCUAUUCAAACAGAAAUCCUACUUUCUUUUUUUUGUAUAUAAAAAUUUGGACAGAAAGCUUUUCUUGCAUUGAAUCAUGUCCUUUGAUCGUCACUUAAUUAUUACACAAAAUUUUUAACAUCAGCUGUUUUGCUCUGGUGAGACAAAGUAUCAGUGUGGUGUGUACUGUAUUAGCCAUUGUUCAUUUAUGAUAUGCAUAGCAAAUUCUUAAACAUGGUCUGUAGCAUAUAUGUUUGGACUGCUAAAUGUUUUUGUCCAAAUGAUUUAAUUUCACUGCAUUCAGAGGUCAGUGUACUCAGAUGUGUGGUGCAGGGCCAAUGUUAUUUUCUUUGCUUUUGUGUCUAAAUAAACAAUUAUUGUAGUUUAUGGUACUAAUUUCUACCUCUGUAUAACAUGUACAGGUUUUGGUACUGCUACAGGUUGCUAAAAGGUGCAAUGUAGUGAAUCAUCUGUGAGUUAUGUGUGGGAUAAGACAACUGCAUCCAUUAUAUUAUUAUUAUCCAAAAAUGAGUAACUAUGGUUGAUGUGUAAUAAAAUCAGAUUUGAAGACCAGUCUUUGAACUCCAGCUUCUAAAUGGCUGUUUAGGGAGUAUAAUUUUGAAAAUGACCAGUGGCAAGUCUGCAUACUUAGACUUGUGUCCAAACUUAAAACAUUUGUUUGCAUCAGCCUUUGUACAAGAUACUGUUUCUCAAAUUGUGUUUGAGAGUAUUUCAGCAGGUGUAAGAGUCACAUUAAGUGUACCAGAAACAGUCUUUGAAUCAUAUUUGAAUGUAUUUCAUCUAUUUGAGUCAUAUUUAUUUGUAUUGGAAAAAGUCUAUUUAUUAUGUAUACAUAUUUAAGAUAAUUGCUCUCACGAGUCAUAUGUAUGUGUAUUGGAAUACAAGUCUUGGAAAAUCAUAAUAUAAUCAUUAUUUAUAGCAUUUGUAUGAAAUAGUUAUAUUUAUGUGCUGUUAAGCAAAAUGAAAUAAAACUUACUGUAAUUUUUGUAGACAUGUAUAUGUGUAUUGGAAUAUGAUUCUUUGAAAAAUCAUAGUAUAAUCAUUAUUUAUAGCAUAUGUAUGAAAGAAUAUUUAUGUGCUGUCAAGCGAAAUGAAAUAAAACUUACCAUACUUUU
Messenger RNA from Mercenaria mercenaria, 13953 nucleotides. Its product is annotated as transmembrane protein 64-like. The record is from RefSeq and is a predicted model, not a curated record. Lineage: Eukaryota; Metazoa; Mollusca; Bivalvia; Venerida; Veneridae. The coding region runs from base 482 to 1525 and encodes 347 amino acids. The transcript has 4 exons.